This is a messenger RNA of Knipowitschia caucasica, 1863 nucleotides long. The record is from the annotation of a GenBank genome assembly. Lineage: Eukaryota; Metazoa; Chordata; Actinopteri; Gobiiformes; Gobiidae.
AUGCGACUUCUACGACGGCGUAUGUCCCCUGUCAAGCUUGUGGUGCUGGGGGGGACACUCUUCAUGGUGGUUUUAGUUGUUCUUCAAAAGGAUGUUGCCUCUUCACCUGGGCAGGAUCCUUGGUUUCAGGAUCUUGUCGACAAAAAGGACAAGGUGAUGGUGAUGGUUCGAGAUGCUGUUCACAAUAUAGGCUUUCAGAUUGGAGCUCCUCAGCCUCCGCCAGAUUUUUCACAGCCCACAGAGGAUGUCAGCUGUCCCUCCGGCUUCUACUCUCUGGCUGAGCUCAAACCACACCUGGACCGACCGCCCCAAGACCGUAAUGCCCCGGGAGCUGAUGGUAAAGCGUUUCAAACAGACAACUUGACCCCUGAAGAAGCGAAAGAGAAGGAGGAUGGCAUGACAAGACACUGUUUUAACCAGUUUGCCAGUGACCGGAUCUCGCUCAGCCGAAGCCUUGGAGAAGAUACCAGACCCCCAGAGUGUGUGGAAAGAAAGUUUCGCCGCUGCCCUCCUCUACCAACCACCAGCGUCAUUAUAGUCUUCCAUAACGAGGCCUGGUCCACUCUCCUCAGGACUGUAUACAGCGUGCUCUACACCUCUCCAUCCCAAUUACUCAAAGAAAUCAUUUUGGUAGAUGAUGCCAGUGUAGCAGAGCAUCUCAAAGACAAACUGGAGCAGCAUGUGUCUGAGUUGAAGAUUGUGCGUGUGGUGCGGCAGCUGGAGAGAAAGGGCCUCAUCACUGCCCGACUCCUGGGGGCCAGUAUAGCAAAGGGGGACGUGCUCACCUUCCUGGAUGCUCACUGUGAGUGUUUCGAAGGCUGGCUGGAGCCAUUAUUGCAUCGUAUUGUGGAGGAGCCUACUGCGGUGGUGAGUCCAGAGAUAAGCUCCAUUGACCUGAACACUUUCCAGUUUCACAAACCUGUAGCCACUAAUCGCGCUUACAACCGUGGCAACUUUGACUGGAGUCUCACGUUCGGCUGGGAGCCUAUACCAGAAGAUGCCAAGAAACUGCGCAAAGAUGAGACUUAUCCUGUAAAAACACCAACUUUUGCUGGAGGUCUCUUCUCAAUAUCCAAAAAAUAUUUUGGGUACAUUGGAACAUAUGAUGACAAGAUGGAGAUUUGGGGUGGUGAGAAUGUGGAAAUGUCCUUCAGGGUAUGGCAAUGCGGAGGCCAACUCGAGAUCAUACCUUGUUCUGUGGUGGGACACGUGUUCCGCACAAAGAGCCCCCACACAUUUCCUAAAGGCACCGAAGUCAUCACUCGCAACCAGGUGCGCCUCGCAGAGGUCUGGAUGGAUGACUUUAAGAAAAUCUUCUAUCGUCGCAACCAAAAUGCCGCCAGUAUGGCAAGUCAGAACCAGUAUGGAGACAUUUCUGAACGUUUAACUCUAAGGGAGAAGCUGCAGUGCAAAAAUUUUACCUGGUAUUUGAAAACUGUUUACCCAGAGGCCUUCAUCCCAGACCUAGACCCAGUCAAGUUUGGACCUAUUCGUAAUUCUGGAUCAAAGAGCUGCUUGGAUGUGGGUGAAAACAAUCAAGGAGGCAAAGCUCUGAUUAUGUAUCAAUGUCAUAAUAUGGGAGGAAACCAGUACUUUGAAUACACAUCCCAUAGAGAGCUACGACACAACAUCGGUAAGCAGCUGUGUCUCCACGCUAAUGCACUGCCUGAUGUAGUGAAGAUUGAAGAGUGCUGGUUAAAAGGAAAAGGCACAAUUCUUGGGCCAAACCAGGAGUGGGUUUUUACAGAGGAAAACCUCCUGAAGAAUCCGCAGAGUGGGAAGUGCUUGCGGCUGGAUGGAGGCCAGAUUCUGAUGGACUCUUGUAAUGCAGCAGAUCUGUUCCAGCACUGGACCUUCAGCUGA